Molecule: messenger RNA, 1518 nt
Organism: Cryptomeria japonica (Japanese cedar)
Lineage: Eukaryota; Viridiplantae; Streptophyta; Pinopsida; Cupressales; Cupressaceae
Product: cytochrome P450 734A6-like
Exons: 6
Coding region: 1-1518 (505 amino acids)
Molecular function (GO): heme binding; oxidoreductase activity, acting on paired donors, with incorporation or reduction of molecular oxygen; monooxygenase activity
Source: RefSeq, a predicted model, not a curated record
AUGGCGUCGAUGUGGCUCGACAACAAAAUGGGUACAGCUGCCGCCCUGGCGUUUCUAGCUGCCAAACUUACUAUAGCACUAUGGUGGAAGCCUCUACAAAUAGCCAAGCAUUUUCAAUCUCAAGGCAUUGCAGGCCCUCCUUACAAGCUACUCCUUGGAAAUUCUCUUGAAUUCACCAAGUUUAUGUCUGAGGCCACAGCCAAUUCUAUGAAACUCUCGCAUGACAUUGUGGCAAGACUGCAACCUUGGUACUCUUACUGGUCCAAAAUAUAUGGGUCCACUUUCCUAAUGUGGCUGGGGCCCAUACCAACACUGGUAAUUGGUAGAUGCGAAUUGGAGAAGGAGGCGCUAGGUGAUAAGAUGGGGAGCUAUGGAAUAAAAUGGGAUCCUGUGAUGAAAGAUAUACUUGGAGAAGGCCUGGUGGAGCUCAAUGGUGAUAAAUGGGCACAUCACCGGCGGAUAGUAAAUCCAUCCUUUCAUACUGAUAAGCUCAAGGAUAUGGUUUGUUGCAUGGUGGAGAGCACUGUUAAUAUGCUGCAGAAGUGGGAGAAAGCUGUCAAAAAUGAUGAGAAAGAAGUAGAUGUGGCCGAGGAAUUCAAGGCUCUAACUUCAGACGUUAUUGCCCGCACUGCGUUUGGGAGCAGCUAUCUCCAAGGAAAACAUAUUUUUGACUUGCUGGCUCAGCAAAUGUCCUUGGCAUGUCAGGAUAGUGUAAAAUUAAUGGUUCCUGGCUAUAGAUUUCUGCCUUUCAAAAGAAACAGACAACGUUGGAGACUCAACAGAGAAAUCAAGAGAGCUCUGAAAGAGCUAAUUACAAAUCGAGAAAAAGCUGGUCCAAACACCACCCAAGGCUAUGGCAAUGAUCUGCUCGGCUCCAUGAUGAACACAAUCCAAGAGAUGAGAAGCUCUGAAAGCAAUCAGGGCCUCACAAUAGAGGAAAUCAUAGCUGAAUGCAAAACAUUUUUCAUUGCUGGGCAAGAGACUACAAGUAAUUACUUAACAUUUGCCAUUGUUCUCUUGGCCAUGCAUCCUGACUGGCAAGAUCAAGCACGCUCAGAAGUACAACAAUUGGGAAUGAUUCUAAACGAGGUGAUCCGGCUCUACCCACCAAUUGCUGUGUUUCGUAGAGAAAUACACAAGGAUACAACACUAGGAGGAAUUGCAAUCCCUGAAGGCACGCAGGUCAUCUUUCCUACGCUUUCAUUCAAUCACGAUACAUCUCUUUGGGGAGAGGAUGCAAAUGAAUUUAAGCCUGAGAGGUUUAGUGAGGGAAUAAGUAAGGCUGCUAAGGAUGACUCUGCUGCAUUUAUCCCUUUUGGAUAUGGAUUGAGGUCGUGUAUGGGCAAAAAUUAUGCUAUGCUUGAGACCAAGGUUGCGCUUGCCAUGAUUUUGCAACGCUUCUCGUUUGUUCUUUCUCCAGGUUACGUCCAUGCACCCACAUCGUUUGUGACAAUGUUUCCUCAGCAUGGAGCUCUGAUCAUUCUUCAUAACCUGCAUUCAGAUGAAAGCACGGUUUGA